This is a messenger RNA of Amoebophrya sp. A120, 3414 nucleotides long. Lineage: Eukaryota; Dinophyceae; Syndiniales; Amoebophryaceae. The record is from the annotation of a GenBank genome assembly.
AGGAGCACCUCGACCUUAUUCGUCUACUACCCCUCUUGAGAUAUUAAGCCGCCCAGCGUAACAGCAUCAUGUCACUAAAUUUUGUUGACACACGCAACCCCGUGUAUUAUGUGUAUUUUCCCCCCGCCCCCGCUCGCCAGACUGACCCAGUCCGAGACCCCAUGAUCUUUAGCUGAAAGUAAGACUUCCAAAACAUCCAAGCACGCCGACGCCGGCCCAGGGUAGCCUUGUUCUACACAAUCACGCCUAGGCCCCGUACAACUUUUCAGCAGAAAUGAGAGCAACAACUCCUGCAUCAAAACGGUCCAGCUCUCCCGGGGGGUCCAUCAACCCUCGUGCGGACGAUCACCAUCUUCCCCUGGAGCCCGUCGACAUGAGCCAGAACAUCGCGAACCACAACUCGGACAUGAUCGACAAGCUCGCGGCGCAGCGGCAGAUGCUGGCGGCGUUCUCGGGCGCGACGGCGAGUUUAAAGCAGAAGGUGAACGACCUGGAGCAGAAAAAUUUGUCCAUCACCAAGAACUGCAACACGGUGAAAGCGGACAACAACGUGCUGGCGCUAGAAUUGAAACAGCUCCAGGACACGCAGGACACGCAGAUCGAGUCCGUGCGCAUCGACCUGAAGCAGCGGGAAAAGCGGUGUGAGUUGCUGGAGCGGCAGGUGGAGCGCAACAGCCGCGUCGAGGAAGAGCUCCGCGAGGAGACCAUCCAGCUCAAGACCGCGUUCGAGAUGGAACGGAAGCGGUUCCAGGCCUUUCAGCUGAACAUGGCCCGGAAUUUGUCGGGGCUGCGGGCGCUGCUCCGGGAGCGGUUCUCGAUCGACUUUGACAGCACCUCUUUCGCGAACCUGGCGAAAUUGCCCCGGGAUCUGGCGGUCAUUUCGGGAUUGGACGAGGAGGAGGAGGGGGAGGACACUGAAAUUCUGGGGUUGGGGUCAUCUGCAGCUUCCGCACAGGCCGGAAGUAGUAGAACAAAUAAACAACAGAUAAACUACACUUCUCGGUCGAACAUGCUGCAGGCAAGAAACAUGGCUGGAGCAGUAGAGGGAACAACAUCUGCCGGUCGUGCGGAAAUAAAGUCCACCGCCCGCCUGAUGCGCAGCAAAAUCGAGGACUGUUUGAUGUCGCUGAAGCCGAAGGCUGCACAUACGAACGAUGGGAGUGGUUCCAGCAGCACUUCUUUGGCGUAUCCGAAGUCCGCGGUCGAUUUGGUCGAGGAGCUGACCCGGCAGACGGAGCAGAUCAGCCGCUUGGAGUGGGAGUUGGAGCGCGUGGAGCGGCAGCGGACGGACGCGCAGAAGCAGGCGUGGAGCACGGAAACGACCAUGGAGUAUCAAAUGCAAAAGUGUCUGGGUCUGGAAAAAUGGAAGUUUGUCAUGCUUGUCUGACAUCACUCUCAAGCCUGUCAUGCACAUUACCCAAAGGCCCUACUUUUCUGUCAUGCAGAAGCUCACUUUGUCAUGCAGAAAAGCCAAGACUAUAGCACCUCCAAAACUUGUCAUGCUUGCCACUCAAUUGAGGCGUCCUCGUCUUUCUCAACCAGCAUCACAAGUUUCCAGACCCAGACAUUUUUGCAUUUGAUAUGGAGCUGAUGAAGAGCGAGAAGGGGUUCCGGAAAGCGGUGGAGGAGAAGUGCAGGACGCUCUUGGAUAAGGAAUUGAAGGAGAAGGAGAUGCAACAGAGACAACAGCUCAACGAGGAGUACGCCCGGGCCGCGGAGGCGAAAUUGAUGCGGUGGAAAAAUCAGUUCCUGGACCAAAACCUCACCACCGAGGCGCUGAAGGAGAAGAAGGCGCUGGAGGGGGAGAAAUUUGCCAAGUACGAGCAAUCGCUGAUUCAACGGGAGCAGGAGGUGCGGCAGCGGGAAAUCGCACUAAUCAAGGAGCAGCAGAACUACUUGACCCUGCGCGGAAUGGUGCCGUCGAACGUGGUCGCGAACAAUCAAGCGUCGAGUUACAACCGAUCGCUACAGGCAGCGAAGAGAAGCGAGAUGACGACGAUUCGAGAACCGAUUCUGAAAAUAAAUCAACAAACAGCCGCUACAGGUGGAGAGGGGAAAGACGAGGGCGCUGCUGCGGCCGCUGUAACAAUAAAAAAAGCGCCGGCUGGCGCUGGGGCUGCUUCAACGCCCCAGAAACCGUCUGCAGCCGGCGGUGUUGUAAAUAAAGUCGCUGCCCAGUCCUCCUUGUCUUCCAGCAUUGACAGCAACAUCAUCGAACGGGGCGGAGCGGCGUUUUUCAAGACAGGCAAAGGCGCUACAACUUCUGCAGCAGUCGAGCAGAAUAUGGCGCCGCCCAGCAGAGAAGUGCGCCCAUUGGCUGCAUCGCAAAGCGGCUCUCCUGCGGUAUCUUCUACCGUGGUGAAAAUUUCACAGCCGCCUGCAGCAUCUGCUUCCGCCGGCACACAGAAAAAUAAAGCGCAGCAGCAGCGACCCACGACCCCGGCAAAAACGCCGCAACGGCAGCAGGCAGCCUCCACUCCGACGAAGAACAAGCCGACAGUCGUCAAGAGUGUGACGCCUUUUCAACAAGAUCAAAGACCCACAGCACCACACCUACAGAGAACCACCCCUACAAAUACGCCGCCAAAACAAGUCGCAACUGCGCUACAGCAGGCAAAAGCGAAGCCGGCGCCUGCUGCCAUGAAGAUGACGCCAGCAACUACAACCACCGGCAAUAGAACCUCCGUCGUCGAUCCUGCUCUGAAUAACAAGCAGCAAAACCAACUGUUCGACUUCGACGGCGCGGUGGAAUGGACGCUUGAUGACGACAGUAAUUGUUCGGUCGUCUACAACCCAGCCUCUUCCCCCACGCCGCUGGGGCGGAUGCCAAAGCAGUUUGGGAACUUCAACGCGGCGGCGGAUUGGACCUUGGGUUCGGAGGAACUGGACAAAACGCCUGUGUCAACGUCCUCCAACAAAACGCCCGACGACCUCCAGGAUUUUUCGAACAGCAACGCCAGCUCGGGGAUCAUGGUAACAAGUCAAGCCUCUGACCCGUUGAACACUGCGGUCCUGCUCGCACGGCCGUCUUCCGCGGAGGGAGAGAAUUUGUUCGAGCAAAGCUCCGUGGCGGAGUCUGUGGCGACCAGUUACGAGCUGGUGAACGAUUUCGAGUCGGAGACCAGCGUGCUCACGAGCGAACACGUCGCCACGGUCAGCAACGUCAGCGGAGGGAGUGCGAGGAAGUAGUAGAAAGAUAGAAGAAGAUGCUGGAGGCACAAGAUUAGUGUGAUAUUCGCUGGAUUAUUGAAUUAGACUCAACAUCAUCUUCUUUCUAUCUGGAGUAACCCGACUACAGCCACACCUGCGAAGGAUCUGAAAGGCAUAUUCAUUGUGUACGCGACUGCAACAAUAUGUGCGACGAGUACCAUUGUUGUCUUGUACCCCAAGUAUACUAAUUUACUCAACGAGAAU